AUGUCGCACAUCGCGAGGCUAAGAGAAGAGUUCGACGCCAAGGAGCACGAGCUUCAAGAGCGUGAGCAGACAAUCGCGUCGAUCAGGCAGGUGACAACGGAGCUCGAACAGCAGAAGAAAAAGCUCGGCGAGAAAAUCAUCUCACUUGACAAUCAACAACGUGAGAUUCUAGUCCUGCAAGACCGUCUUGAUGCGCUUCUCUCGCUCGAGCCCACCAUCGAUGCCGCCAUGCGUACGAAAUCGAACACUGAGGAUGUUGUCAAGCAUGUCGUAGAGAAUGCCAUCCGAUCCGAUCACAUGACUGCCAGCGAGAUCGUACAGAGCACACUCAACACAGCCAUGGGUUUCAAUGGUCGCACCCGCAGUGACAACCUCGACGAUAUUUUUAUCGACUUGAUCGACGGGGACGACAGCCUCAAAGCAGCUAUCGAGUCGGCUAUGGAGAGCGGCAAGCGCCCGAGGGGAGCCAAGCUCGACAAGCUGCAGUUAGUAACAUCAUCAUUCCUCAACGACAGCGAUGAGUAUGGGGCUUACAAGUUAUUGCACAGGAUCAGCGACGAUCACGACGCGAUCGCCGUCGUCAGGCCCAGAUGGACGCAGAACACGGUGACAUUAGCGAAGAGUCGUGCUAAACUGCCGGCAGAGUCCGGUAGAUUUAGUGAGGAGGUUCCCGGAAUCUCAUCCUACCUCGUCUUUGAUCAAUUUUCUGCCCUGGACGACGCCUACAGCUUGGCUAGACAGCACGCGAGAGCAAAGCUUGAAGCGCUUGACAAUGACGAGGAUUGA
Messenger RNA from Diaporthe amygdali, 786 nucleotides. RefSeq lists its product as uncharacterized. NCBI's taxonomy places the organism in Eukaryota, Fungi, Ascomycota, Sordariomycetes, Diaporthales, Diaporthaceae. The record is from RefSeq and is a predicted model, not a curated record. The transcript is spliced from 3 exons. Bases 1 to 786 code for a protein of 261 amino acids.